This is a messenger RNA of Lingula anatina, 430 nucleotides long. RefSeq lists its product as uncharacterized. NCBI's taxonomy places the organism in Eukaryota, Metazoa, Brachiopoda, Lingulata, Lingulida, Lingulidae. The record is from RefSeq and is a predicted model, not a curated record.
UCAUGUAUUAUUAUUCUUAUUCUCAUUAUCCUGACAACUUUACUUUUAGCAGCAGCAAAUGUUGAUAGCAAAGAAACACAGCAGAAGGAACUGGUUGAUGCCAGUGCUGAAAACGCCGUGUCUCCGGUCCCACUGCCUGAGUCGAGAAUCCCAGCCGAUGGGACUAGGAGCAGUACAAUGUUGACAGAUCUUGUAUCUGAAUCAAGAACAGAGGAAACAGAAAGGAAGGAACCUGUGAAUGAAGGUGAUCAACAAAUAAUGUCACCCCCACGACCACUUACUUUGAAUGAAGAAGACGGUGGCAGUGCUAAUAACCCAGGCGCUGCAUCUGAACCAAGAAGAGAAGAUAUAGAAAGAAAGGAACCUGUGAAUGACGUUGCACCUGAAUCUGCAAAAGAAGGCACAGAAAGAACAGAACCUGUAAAUGAUG